Molecule: messenger RNA, 4817 nt
Organism: Owenia fusiformis
Lineage: Eukaryota; Metazoa; Annelida; Polychaeta; Sabellida; Oweniidae
Source: the annotation of a GenBank genome assembly
GGCCGACUGUAUUUGGAGAAAAAAGUAGUUUUCAAAUAAAAUGCGAAUUUAAACAGGAUAUAUAAUAUCUAAGCAUCUGAGUGAAAUAUAAAAAUCGAAAAUGUCCACCAGGCAUUCAUUAAGCCCCAGGAGGAUGAAUGGUGGGGCCAUGAAUGGGGGACGAAUGGCUGAAACUGGCAUGUCACUCCCAACAGUGGAUGCUGAAGGGUUGAAGGCAAGGCUCUAUUCCUAUGCACCACAGCAGGCUCCUAUUAACAAUACAGCUUUAAGGCCAAAACAAAGAACGAAAGCUCAGAUAAAAAGAGAAAAAAAUCCAAAUGCCCCAAAAUUAGAACCAUUGCCUGGUCUACAAAACUUUCAAGCAGUCAACCAACCAGAAUAUAUACAUAGAAAGGCAAGAGAAAAGCUAGAAAAAGAAGGUUAUUUCAAAGAUCCAGAACCACAAAAGAAAAUGAGAAGAACAAAUUCAGUUGAGCCUUUCCAAGAAAGACCAUCCAGUGCAAACUCACUUCCAGAAUUACCAGAAGAUCUCAAACAAAAACAGGAGACUUUAGAUGAUACAAAGAAAAUGUCCCCUACACCUCCCAAGGACCCUAAACCUCAAAGUGUACAAGGUAGACAACAUACAAGUGGAGCCACUGUACCUAUUGUCAAACAACCAUCAGGUGCAAGUACAUACCUGGGCAUAUCUGACCCUGAAGAGAUGAUCCGUAUCGUGAGAGAAAACCCCAAGCUUGGGUUUCUCUACCUCAGCCCUGCAGUACCGAAAUCAUCUGUCAACUAUCAUUAUUACAAACUAAAAGUGGUUGAUCAUGAGCGUAUGAACAAGGCGGAUUGUUGCACUAUGAGUAUCAAAGGUGUCACUAGAAUGAGGAAUGAUGAUGAGACAGAAUUUUGUCAGUUGGACAGAUGGGAGCUGGAAUAUAAAUACUUCAAAAGAUUAGUCAAGAUCAAGGCAUUCAGGCUUUUUCGAAAGUGGAAAGCAUUCAGUGUGUGGAGAAAGAACGUGGUGACCAACAAAGCCAAAAAAUGCAAGAAGGCACUCAAUGAGAAUCUGUUCAUUGUCAACCCAUCUCUGAGACCAGCUUUGUUGAAUGUGCGAGAGAUGUGUUUCCGCAUCAGUGACAUGGGUCUGUGCAAGGUAGAGAAGGGGCACACCUACACACUGACUGAAUUCAGAGAGGCACAGUUUGCUCAGCUCAAUGAGGUGGCAGGCAGGUUGACUGAGUUCCGAGACUUGGUCAAGGAGGUUGUACGAAGUGCCUGUCGUACUGCACUGCUUGAAGCUGGCUUCACACCAGACGAUUAUUUCUAUGAUGGUAUGAACACGCCAGGAAUGUCUCCAGAUGGAGGUCCCCCUGGUACAGCUAGCAGCUAUCUGAUGCAGAGUAACUAUGACAUGGACAUCUAUGGGGAGGCACCAGACAAGAUGACAUACACAGAACAAGCCAACAAGAGAGCACAUUGCAAACGACUCACAUGCUUCAUCCGUCUGGCAGAUUACCUCAUAGUGAACACAAUGCAUGUACUAGCAGUGAACUCUGUCUCCACUCUUCUGAACUACCUGACAGAGCAGCUACAGAACACACCCCCACUAGCUGAUAUACAAGGCUGGGAUAAACAAGACCAUGACCACAAACCCAAAGCUCUUCAAGAGGAGGAAGAGAGAAAAAAGGAAAAGGAAAAAGCUGAGAAAGGAGAGAAAGCGGAGAAAGAAAAACCUAAAGAUCCAGAGAAUGAGGAGGAAGAGGCCCCAGUGCUGCCACCUUUAUACAUCACAGAGUUUGUACUGGAGCCCCACCAAGUUCUCUUCUCACCCGAUGAGGAUGAAUUCCAAGAUGGUGUCGCAGAGGUUAUCAAGAGAUUCCAGGAUGCCGUCCUCAGUGUACAGAACUUGGUUCCUGAUACCUUCUUUGAUGCAUUCACAAGGCCUAUCAUCAACAGUAAGUUUGAGGAGAAGACUUGUGGAGAUGGCCCUAGUCUACCAACUAUGUUUGAUGAUGAUGGUCACUUACAACAGAUCAUACAAAGCAUCAGGGAAGCAGUUAUUGCUGCCUUCAAUGCUGCCAGUCAGUAUGGAGAUACAUUUGAGCCUCAUAGAGAAUUCUACAAGGAGAAUGAGGCCACAGAUGUGGAGAAUGUCCGUGUCCAGACACACGAUGUUCCAUUCUUUGCUGAGUCCCUUGCCCGCUACCACAAGCAGCACCGUAUGGCCCAAGCUAUCAUACCUAAGAGGCCUAUAGGCAUGCUGCUCAUGGAUGCAGAUAAAAUGAAGAGCAUGUUGAUACCAUCUCCAAUCAGAUGUCUGGAUGUUGUGAAUGAUUUACUGCCUAUGAAAGCACGUAAAGAAGUGGACAGACUGAUAGCUGAACUCCAAGAUGCCCAAUUUAAACUUGAGUUUACUCCCACUACCACUAAUGAGUUUGUUGAGAGUCUUACAUUCCUUGAUGAAAUACAGGAGAGAAUUGAGCCACUUGACAAAGAGGCAAUGACUGUGAAAGAAAUGUAUGAUCUAAUAGAAGAAUUCACAGUGCCAACACCUCCUGAAGACUUUGCAGUGUACCAGACUCUAAAUCCAUCCAUCACUAAUGUGCGUAAUGCAAUAGACAAAGCCCUAGCUGAGAGGGAUGCUGACAUUGACAAAUUCUGUACUCAUCUGGACAAAGAUAUUGCUGAACUGGCCAAGGAGGUGAAGGAAGUAAAGCAGGCAGCACAGAAUCCACUUAUUCUGGAUCCCAAUGCAGACAACCAGAAAGUACAACAAAUUCUCAAGAAGCUACAAGACCAAAUGGAUGAACUACAAAAGAGAGCAUAUAGCUACAAAGCAUACCAGAAGAAUUUCAAGGUUGAGGUGACAAAGUAUGAGGCACUAGAAGAGGCCCAUGCUGAACUGAAACUGAAACAACUCCUAUGGGACUCCCUGUCAGAAUGGGAUGAACUUGUCACUGCAUGGACAGAUGGGCAACUUGAUACAUUAGACCCAGAAGUCCUUCAAGGCCAAACAGCAAAAUAUGGAAAAUCUGUCAACCAGCUGGAGAAAGGGCUACCACCAAAUGGUGUCGUACCAAUCUUGAAAGAGCGAGUAGAAGAUAUGAGAGAGAAAUUACCCAUGAUUGCUCAUUUGAGGAACCCUAGUCUCAAAGCACGACAUUGGGAUGUCAUUGAACAGAUUAUUGAGUAUCAUUUCACUGAAGAGGACCCCAUGACAUUGGGUAAGCUUGUUGAACUGGAGGCAUUUACCCACACAGAGGAGAUAGAAGAAGUCUCAGGCAGGGCUAGUUCUGAACAGAGUCUUGAAGGAAUACUUAAAAAGGUCGAGGAUGCAUGGAAGUCUAUGGAGUUUGUAGUACUGAAUCACAAAGACACCAAAGACAUCUUCAUCCUGGGUGGAACUGAUGACAUACAGCAACUACUGGAUGACAGUGUGGUGAAUAUCUCCACCAUUGCUAGCAGUCGUCAUGUUGGACCCAUCAAACCCAAAGUGGAUGAUUGGACUAAACAGUUGGAACUGUUUGGCAAGACAUUGGAUGAAUGGCUGGAUUGCCAAAGAAACUGGCUCUACCUUGAGAGUAUCUUUAGUGCUCCAGACAUCCAACGCCAAUUGCCAGCAGAGGCUAAGAUGUUCAUGACUGUUGAUAAAUCCUACAAGGACAUCAUGCGUAAAGUAAACAAAGUCCCUCUUGCAUUGAGAGCUGCCACCCAGCCUGGUUUACUAGAGACCUUCCAGAAUAAUAAUGCACUCCUGGACCAAAUUCAGAAAUGUCUUGAAGCAUACUUGGAAUCCAAGAGAGUUAUAUUCCCAAGAUUCUACUUCUUGUCCAAUGACGAGCUUCUUGAGAUCUUGGCUCAAACCCGUAACCCUCUUGCUGUCCAGCCUCAUUUACGUAAAUGUUUUGAUGCUAUCGCCAAACUGGAAUUUGGUGUCCAAGCACCAUCCUCAAGCCAUGGCAAGGACACUCCAGUAGGUGGGGAACAGGAAGUACAAUACACCAAUGAUAUCCUGGCUAUGAUCUCACCUGAAAAUGAAAAAGUCUCCUUAGGAAAGGGUCUAAAAGCCAGAGGAAAUGUUGAGGACUGGCUAGGCAAAGUUGAAGAAGCCAUGUUCAGCAACCUUCGCAAACUAGUCAAAGCUGCAAUUGCAGACUUUGAAAGACGUGAACGCACAGACUGGGUGGUGUCUCAUGCAUCCCAGGUGGUGCUGACAGUUGCACAGAUGGUCUGGUGUAGGGAGGUCACUGAGAUUCUCGAAGGUGAUUUUGAUCGUUUGGAAGCCAUGGAGGAAUUUGAACAAAAAUGUUUUACUGAACUUCAAGAUCUAGCUAAGGUUGUCAGAGGAGAGCUGCCCAAACUGGCCAGAAAUAUCUUAGGUGCUUUGAUCACCAUAGAUGUACAUGCUAGGGAUAUGAUCUCUGAAAUGGUGAAGAUCAAGGUGGAUAGUGUCCUAAGCUUUGAGUGGCAGAAGCAGCUUCGUUACUACUGGGACUUUGACAUGGACAACUGUGUUGUAAGAAUGUCCAAUUCUCAAUAUGUCUAUGGCUAUGAGUAUUUAGGAGCAUCACCACGUCUGGUCAUCACACCACUUACAGAUCGUUGCUAUCUAUGUUUGAUGGGUGCCCUCCAAUUGGAUCUUGGGGGUGCUCCAGCAGGUCCUGCUGGUACAGGAAAGACUGAGACCACUAAAGAUCUCGCCAAGGCUCUGGCCAAUCAGUGUGUUGUCUUCAACUGUUCUGAUGGUCUGGAUUACAAAAUGAUGGGAAGAUUUUUCUCUGGUUUGGCCCAGUCAGGAGCUUGGUGCUGUUUUGAUGAGUUCAAUCGUA